AUGGAUUUUCAGAUUGAAGCUCCAGAAAUUGAAAUUCCAGAAAUUGAAGUUCCGGACGUGGAAUUUUGUGAGGAAAUGGACGUGGACUGUGAGAUGGAGGCUGACAACGCAGAGGGCAAUGAAGGGGGCAUAGAAGUAGAAUUUGAGAUUAAAAAACGUCCUUGUCAAACACCUCGCAAUCCAAACCAGAAAAUCCAGCACAAAAGUCAAAGUCCUCGCAAAGUAAAUGUAAAGGACUACUUGUGCUUCUCUGUGCUGAGCAUCACCUUGUUCAACUCCCUGUUUCUGGGUACAGCUGCAAUGUGUUUCUCCUUAAAGGCACUGAACAGAAAGUUGAAGAGAGAUGUCAAAGGAGCAAAGAAAUUCAGCUGUUUAGCUUUGGCUGCCAAUAUUUGUGCCGUCCUUGCCACUAUCUCCACCAUAAUUGGUGUUGCUGUUGCCAUUUCACUUACUCAUUAUGGUCACCAUAAACGUGGUCAAUGUUAUGUCAUUUAA
This is a messenger RNA of Danio rerio (zebrafish), 495 nucleotides long. Lineage: Eukaryota; Metazoa; Chordata; Actinopteri; Cypriniformes; Danionidae. The record is from RefSeq and is marked predicted. Gene Ontology annotation, cellular component: membrane.